AAGCGCGGCCGGGCCCGCCCGUCGGGGCCGGGAAGGGGCGGAGGGCGCGGCGGGCGGCAGGUGCCGCGGGAGGAUGGCGGCGGGCGACCCGGAGCAGGCGCGCUACUGCGGGCGGCUCUCGUACCUGUGCCUCAAGCUCAGCCUCAUCACCUACUCCACCACCUUCUGGGUGAUUGGAGCCCUUGUCCUCGCCGUUGGGAUUUAUGCAGAAAUUGAAAGACAGAAGUACAAAACUCUAGAAAGUGCCUUUCUAGCCCCAGCAAUUAUUUUAAUACUUUUGGGCAUUGUGAUGUUCCUGGUAUCCUUUGUGGGUGUACUGGCUUCUCUGAGAGACAAUUUAUGCCUUCUGCAAGCAUUCAUGUACAUCCUUGGUGUCUGCCUGCUGAUCGAGCUGACGGGCGGAGUGGUGGCCCUGAUCUUCAGGAACCAGACAAUCAAAUUUUUGAAUGAUAACAUUAGAAGAGGAAUUGAGAAUUACUAUGAUGAUUUAGACUUCAAGAACAUAAUGGAUUCUGUUCAAAAGCAGUUCAAGUGCUGUGGUGGGGAAGAUUAUAGAGAUUGGUCCCAGAACGUGUACCACAACUGUGCAGCUCCAGGACCUCUGGCUUGUGGGGUGCCCUACACUUGCUGCAUCAGAAACAAGACAGACAUUAUCAACACUAUGUGUGGAUACAAAACCAUUGACCAAGAGCGCUUGAGCGUUCAGCACGUUAUCUACGUCCGAGGGUGCACCAAUGCUGUGCUCAUUUGGUUUUUGGACAACUACAGCAUCAUGGCUGGCGUGCUGCUUGGCAUACUGCUGCCCCAGUUCCUGGGCGUGCUGCUGACGCUGCUGUACGUGACCCGGGUGGAGGACAUCAUCUCGGAGCACAAGCUGGGCCAGAGCCUCUUCGGGGACGCGCGCCGCGGGGCUGAGCCCGACUUCUCCGCGGCCGGCUGCUGCAUGUGCUACCCGGGCUGACCUGGGAGCCCAAAAACCUGCCAGGCCAGGCAAUCCCGGCUGCUCCGGGGCUGCUGCAGACUCUGGGGGUGCUGGAGCAGCCAGCAGCCGGCGGUGGGUGCGAGCCAAGGCGCACCGGAGGGGCCCCGUGCGGGGCUUGGGACAUUAAAUUGCUCCUGGGUGAUUGCUGGGUGAUAACACAGCCAAAAAAACUGGAGAAGAUCUGAACUGGAUUCCUAGGAAGUGUCUUUGCGUCUCUGGAUGUGGUAUUUAAGUGUUUGUGCUUCUCCAGCUGUAUUUUCUUACUCCUUCCGGAGAGAUUUCUUACUGAUCCACAUGGUGAAUAUGAAACCUGUGUUUAACAGUGGGGUUUUAUGCUAAUCAUGGUGAAUUUACUGACAAUAAUGGAUGUGAUGCUCAGUCUUCUGUGCCUUUCAAUAACGGGGCAAAUGCCAGUGUCAAAUCAGUCAGGUAAUGCUUGAUCUAUUUUUUAACGCAGUUUAUUACUGUGUGGCUUUUGUAUGAACUUACAGGAUGUUGGAGUCUUGGAUGUACUGUAUUUUCCCCCUUUCGUAAAUUAACUAGGUGAUUUAUGACUUUAUAUUUUUUUGGAGUUCUGUAUGUCAAGGUGUUUCUAAAAUUUACUGUCGAAAUAAAACCAAUGAGUUGUUUUUUCUUAAAAAAAAAAUGCAUGGGUUUUGUUUUAAAUUAUUUUUAUUGUCUUAGGUAAGUUAAGCCUGUCCCUCAAAUGCUGAAUGGAAAGGUAGAAGUAGCAGGAGCUGUGAUUCUGGCUGUGGUUUUGGAGAGUCACUGAACAUCCAUUGCUUCUCUUAGUCCACCACGAGCUCUGGGGUUUUUGUUGGUGUUCCUGAGCAUUUCUGUGCAGUCCCUCCAGCCCCAGACAGGCCUGCAGGCAAAAUGCAGGCAAAAACCUAAUUAUCAUUAAUAUUUCAAUUAAACCAAAGUCAGGAUGAGAAUAAAGCAGGUUUAUAUCCUGAAUAUAAAUCUCUUCCAAACACUCCACUAAGAAAAACAGGACAACAUCUGAUAUUAUUCUCUCCUUGCUGCUUUUUGUUGUUGUUAAAAAAAA
This is a messenger RNA of Onychostruthus taczanowskii (white-rumped snowfinch), 2030 nucleotides long. It is a transcript of the gene TSPAN15, whose product is annotated as tetraspanin 15. Bases 74 to 961 code for a protein of 295 amino acids. Lineage: Eukaryota; Metazoa; Chordata; Aves; Passeriformes; Passeridae. The record is from RefSeq and is a predicted model, not a curated record. Gene Ontology annotation, cellular component: membrane. The transcript is spliced from 8 exons.